CCUCUGGCUUUACUAAUAUCAGCGAUGAGAAUCAGUGGGCAGUUUAUGCCAAGCCCCCUCGACUGCCACAAGACCUGUGUGUGUGCCAGUAACAUCAUCAGCUGUUCCAAGAAUAACCUAACCGGAGUACCCACGGCUCUGCCACGCUAUACGGCUGUGCUGGACCUCAGCUUCAACGCCAUCACCCGGCUACGUGCUGAAUGGACCACUGUCAAACUCCACCGGCUGCACAGCCUCCUGCUCAGCCACAACGGCCUCAACUUCCUCUCCACUGAAGCUUUUAUAUAUGUGACAAGGCUCCGGUACCUGGACCUAUCCUCAAACCGCCUCCAGCUGCUGGAGGAAUUCAUCUUCGAGCCCCUGGAGCACCUGGAGGUGCUGCUGCUUUAUAACAACCACAUCUCCCAGAUCGACCGCUCUGCCUUCUCUGGCCUCCUCAGCCUGCAGAGGCUCUAUCUGAGCCAGAACCAGAUCUCACGUUUCCCCAUAGAGCUGGUGAAGGAGAAGAGCCGCCUGGAAACUCUGACCAUCCUGGAUGUCUCCUCCAACCGAAUCAAGGUCCUGUCCCUCCAUGAGCUCCAGGCUCUGCCCGCCUGGAUCAAGAACGGCCUUUACUUCCAUAAUAACCCUCUGCCCUGCAGCUGUGAGCUGUAUGACCUGCUGGCACGCUGGCACCUCAAGCAGCUCAGCUCUGCCAUUGACUUCAGGGAUGACCACACCUGUGUGAAACCAGGACUGAAGAAGGAAAAAGUGGCCACACUGGAUCUGAACAAGGUCUUUUUGAACUGCAGUGAGGUCAGAAUUAUGGAUGAGCAGGCCUAUUUGGAUCAAUUCCUGGUUCUGAACUGUGACACCAGACAGAGAAAUAUGAUGAAGAGCUGGGUGCUGCCUGGUAACAUCCCAGUGUCCCCGGUGAACAAGAGUGCUGUGAUGCUUGAUGAUGGAAGCCUCCAGAUUGGGCCCCUGAAGGCAGAAGACUCAGGGGUCUACACCUGCUACGCCACCAGCGACUCCCUCAACGAGACGCAGUAUGUAACUGUGGUAGUGUAUAACUUCACUAUGAGUGGUGGGCUGGAGAACAUGAAGACCGCCUACACCACCCUGGUGGGAUGCCUGGCCAGUAUUAUUAUGGUCCUCAUCUACCUCUACCUCACACCCUGCCGAUGCAUCUGCUGCCCGAACCAGGGCCUUGCCAAGAGCAUCCCCAGGGACAGUCUUCACUCCUCGACUGUCAGCAUCUCUCAAGUGAACGAGGAGGCAGGGCGAGAGUGCGGUGCCAUGGGGGCAAGGGAUUUCUUCAACAGACAUGUGGCCUUCCUGGAACCCAAGGACCAGCUGGAGCAGAACGGGAGGUUGAACCCAAUAGGGGAGGAAGAUGAGGAGUGGCAGGAAGGUAACCAAGAGAGAAGGAGGUCUGACGCAGAGUCCGUUAGCUCCGUGUGCUCCGAUACCCCGAUGGUAGUGUGAGAGUGAGUCGCACGGCCUUCAGGUUGAGACAAAGAUGGCGCUCCACCAUCUUUGGAAAUGGCUGCUCCACAGAACUCUGUAAGCUUUGAAUGUAUGCAAGAUUCAGAAGUUAUCAUCUCACAGCUAGAAGAAGUAAAAGCUUUAUUUUGUUCUCACAGUUGGUGGCAUUGUUGCAAGAGCAUGCACUUUUUAU
Molecule: messenger RNA, 1660 nt
Organism: Myripristis murdjan (pinecone soldierfish)
Lineage: Eukaryota; Metazoa; Chordata; Actinopteri; Holocentriformes; Holocentridae
Product: amphoterin-induced protein 1-like
Exons: 1
Coding region: 25-1467 (480 amino acids)
Biological process (GO): brain development
Cellular component (GO): membrane
Molecular function (GO): protein binding
Source: RefSeq, a predicted model, not a curated record